CCUCUUCAACAAGGGCCCUUCCUAUGGGCUCUCGGCUGAGGUCAAGAACAAGAUCGCUUCCAAGUAUGAUCAUCAGGCAGAAGAUGAUCUUCACAAUUGGAUAGAAGAGGUGACAGGCAUGAGCAUUGGCACCAACUUCCAGCUGGGCCUAAAGGAUGGCAUCAUCUUCUGCGAACUCAGAAACAAGCUACAGCCAGGCUCAGUGAAGGUCAACGAGUCCUCAUUAAACUGGCCACAGUUGGAGAAUAUUGGCGACUUUAUUAAAGCUAUUCAGGCUUAUGGAAUGAAGCCACAUGACAUACUUGAAGCAAAUGAUCUGUCUGAGACUGGAAACAUGACCCAGGUUCAGAUGACUCUGAUGGCUCUAGCAGGUCUGGCUAAAACAAAAGGAUUCCAUGCAACCACUGACGUUGGAGUUAAGUAUGCAGAAACACAAACAAGACGUUUUGAUGAAGGGAAAUUAAAAGCUGGCCAAAGUGUAAUUGGUCUACAGAUGGGAACCAAGAAAUGUGCCAGCCAGGCAGGUAUGACAGCUUAUGGGACUAGGAGGCAUCUUUAUGAUCCCAAAAUGCAAAGUGACAAACCUUCUGACCAGACCACAGUUAGUCUACAGAUGGGCACUAACAAAGGAGCCAGCCAGGCAGGGAUGUUAGCACCAGGUACCAGAAGUGACAUCUGUGAUCUGAAGCUAAUAUUACAGCCAGUGGACAACUCGACAAUUUCUCUACAGACGGGUACCAACAAAGUCGCUUCCCAGAAAGGAAUGAGCGUGUAUGGGCUUGGGCAGCAAGUAUAUGAUCCCAAAUACUGUGCUGCUCCGACAGAACCUGUCAUUCACAACGAAAGCCAAGGAACAGGAACAAAUGGUUCGGAAAUCAGUGACAGUGGUUACUAGGCAGAAUAUCCCGAU
Messenger RNA from Cebus imitator (Panamanian white-faced capuchin), 910 nucleotides. RefSeq names its product calponin-3-like. Gene Ontology annotation, molecular function: actin binding. The coding region runs from base 119 to 895 and encodes 258 amino acids. Lineage: Eukaryota; Metazoa; Chordata; Mammalia; Primates; Cebidae. Gene Ontology annotation, biological process: actomyosin structure organization. The transcript has a single exon. The record is from RefSeq and is a predicted model, not a curated record.